AAAGGUGAUUUUGUUGUUGAGUACAGGGGAGAUAUGAUAAAUGAUGCAGAACUGCAGAGGAGAAGAAAACGUUACCACGCAUCCUGUGCUGCAUUUAUGUUUGAUUUCAAGUGGCGAGGGAAAACAUGGUGUAUUGAUGCGUCAAGAGAAGAUGGAUCGUAUGGGCGGAUCGUUAAUGAUGACCACAAACAUCCAAAUUGUAAGAUGAAGAAAAUUGACGUCAAUGGAAAGCCUCACCUUUGUCUGUUUGCCCUGGAUGACAUUAAAGAAGGAGAAGAAAUUGCCUAUGAUUAUGGAGGAGAAAACUACCCAUGGAGAACACAAAUGACCAGCGCUGCUGUUAAUACCAGCACAGCGAGUAACUCUGAUCCUUCUCUCCAGUCAGAGACUCAGAUGGAUGAUGAAUCUGCUCAAAUCAACUCUCCUCAACAGAUUGUGAUACAGCUCCGAAAUGAAAAUGACAUUUUAGUACCAAGACUGAGAAGGACUAAAAGUAUCAUGAUGAAAGACAUGGAUCUUCAAGAUUCUGGGGAGCUCUUUGAUUCUACACCAGAGAGUUCAGAUAAUUAUGUUCCAGAUACCACUUCCGACAGUGACAGUGAUGUUAGCCUUACACUGAACCCAACAAAACGUCAGCUUCUUGAUGAACUGGAUAUGAAUGAAUCUGCCUCUGUAAGCUUCCCUGACUGUGACACAACAACGUCAGACAAAAUGCACAGCCUUACAUCUAAAGCAUCUGGAACAGUAGAAGAGCCCAGUUCAAGUCAGAAAACAAUAGACUGCGUAGUUGUUAAUGCAUACCAAAAAAGAGAUGGCGGUAGAGUGUAUAACAAGAGACAUUACUGCUUGUAUUGCUCCAAACCUUACGCUAAGAUGGCAAGGCAUCUAGAAAGUUCACAUGCAAAUACAUCUGAUGUGGCUAGAGCUCUAAGCUUUCCAAAAGGUUCAAAAGAGAGAAAAAAACAGCUGGAUUAUAUUCGCAACAAAGGGAACUAUGCCCACAAUGCUGCUGUUAUGGAAUCAGGAAAUGGGGAACUGGUGCCAUUUAAACGACCACCUAAAAAAGCACAGGGAGAGGAUUUCAUGCAUUGUGCGUACUGUCAAGGACUUUUUACAAGAAAGGUCCUGUGGCGUCAUAUGCGUUCUUGUAGACUUCAACCUCAGUCAGUCCCCCCCAAACCAGGAAAAAACCGUGUUCAGUCCAUGUGUACAUACACGGGGCCUGUGCCUUCAAACAUGACCAAACAACUGUGGGGAGUAAUCAGUGCCAUGAAUCCUGACCCAAUCACAGAUAUAAUAAAAAAUGACACAGUAAUUACUGAAAUUGGGCAGCACUUGUUGAACAAAGGAGGGCUAUCAGCCAAAAAUAAACAGAAUGUGCGGGAGAAGAUGCGAGAAUUGGGAAGGUUGAUUCACAAGGCGAGGAGAGUCACCUCUUUAAAAACGAUGGAAGAUUGUGUAAAUCCAAAGAAGUACAUGGAGACUGUCAAAGCUGUGAAGUAUACGUGUGGGUAUGACAGUGAAACGGACAAGUUCAUGAUUCCAUCAGCUUGCAAACAAGCUUGGGAAUUCCCUGGUUAA
This is a messenger RNA of Xyrauchen texanus (razorback sucker), 1581 nucleotides long. RefSeq lists its product as uncharacterized. NCBI's taxonomy places the organism in Eukaryota, Metazoa, Chordata, Actinopteri, Cypriniformes, Catostomidae. Bases 34 to 1581 code for a protein of 515 amino acids. Gene Ontology annotation, molecular function: protein binding. The transcript has 5 exons. The record is from RefSeq and is a predicted model, not a curated record.